Metarhizium brunneum ARSEF 3297 is the source of this 285-nucleotide messenger RNA. RefSeq lists its product as uncharacterized. The record is from RefSeq and is a predicted model, not a curated record. Lineage: Eukaryota; Fungi; Ascomycota; Sordariomycetes; Hypocreales; Clavicipitaceae.
AUGUUGCUGAAGAAGAGAGCAUGUCUGAUCACCACACAGGCCGCAUCAUCCGUCUCGCCGUUUGAGCCGCGCCAAGGCAUUACCAAGGGUGGCAAAUCCAUCAAGUUCAAAGUCAAUAUGGACAAGGGCAGGCAGGGAAAGACUGGCUGCAACGGUGUGGUUUUCGCUGAGACAGUCACGUUUAUUGACAAGGGCAACAUGCCCAACAUUGCCGACGCGGGGAUCACAGAGAACCAUGCUGGCUGGCGACGCUUGUCGACGAUCCUGGCUUUGCUCUCAACUUGA